This is a messenger RNA of Closterium sp. Naga37s-1, 1929 nucleotides long. Lineage: Eukaryota; Viridiplantae; Streptophyta; Zygnematophyceae; Desmidiales; Closteriaceae. The record is from the annotation of a GenBank genome assembly.
AUGGAAACGCAGAAAGAGGCAGUGAAGCGAGGGGUGGUGUCGUUGCUAUGGGAUGUGGAAGCACAGAACGAUGCUCUAAAACGAGGGCUGGUGUCUCUACAGCGGGACGUGGAAGCGAGGAAUGAGAGACUGAAACGAGGGGUAAUCUCGUUACAGCGGGAUGUGGGAGUACAGAACGAGGCACUGAAGCGAGGGCUGGUGUCGCUGCAGCAAGAUUUGGACGCACAAAACGAGGCAGUGAAACGAGGAAUGGUGGCGUUACAGGGAGAUGUGGAGGCACAGAGCAACAGGCUGAAACGAGGGAUGGUGGCGUUACAACGGGAUAUAGAGGCGAACGUGCUGUCGUUUCAACGAGGAGCUGAGUUCUGGCGGCGUAUAGUGCACCUGUACGGCAGUUACAAGCUCUGUCAGCUCCAGGUGGCAGUGAGCGGCCAAUCAGAGGAGGAGAAAUCUGCCAUGUGGCAGAGGCAGCAUGAGAGGGGAGCGGAGAUGCUCUAUGCCCUCUGCACCGACAUGAAGGGGUUCUUCCUCAAGGCGGGUCAGUUCCUGGCCAAGCGAGACCUCUCCCCACCAGCGUGGGUGCGUCGCCUCUCAGCCCUCCACGACGCUGCUCCUGCCGACCCGCUCCCCCUCGUGCUGCGCACCAUUCAAGAGGAGCUGGGAGGCGUGGGGUGGAGGGAGGUGUGGGAGUGGGUGGAGGAGAAACCGCUGGGGUCUGCUUCGAUUGCCCAAGUGCACAGAGGGAGGCUGAAGGGAGGCAAGGAGGUGGCUAUCAAGGUACAACACGCAGGCGCGGAGCCUCUCAUGCUCACAGACCUCGCCAACCUCAAAGCCUUUGCAGCGUUCCUGCAGAGCACGGAGCUGAAUAUGGACGUGAUGGGCGCUUCGAACGAGCUGGAGAAGCAGAUCCGGUACGAGUUCGACUUCCGCAGGGAGGCCGCAGCCAUGGAUACCAUCCCAGCCUCGCUGGCAGGUUCGGCAGCAUCAGGCACGGGAGCAGCAGCAGCAACAAACCGGAGGCAAAAAAGCAGGAGACGGUGGAACCCUUUUUCAAGGAGCAACAAGCUGGAGGCCUUUUCAAGGGCUGUUGCCACUGCUACUGCUUUCGCUGCUCUUACUGCCCUCGCCGCCACUGCCCCUGCUGCUACUGCUGCUGCUGCUGCUGCAGGCGCCAUUGGCUCUGCUGCUGCAACUGCUGCUGCUGCUGCUGCUGCUACUGGUUCUACGGCUACUGGUUCUACUGGUUCCUCCCCGGUGGUGGUGCCUGCAUCGAUCCCGGGGCUGGUCACCCAGCGCCUGCUAGUGAUGGAUCUGAUCAAGGGCUCUCCGCUCGCCAGCAUGGAGGAGCAAAUGAGAAUCAAAGGAAUCAACCCCAACGGAUUCCUUGCUAUGAAGGCAAAGCGGUCAAUCUUUCGGUCACUGGGGACAGCUUAUGGGCUGAUGAUCUUGCGGGAUGGGCACUUUCAGGCUGACCCCCACCCAGGAAACCUCCUCAUCUGCCCUGACAGAAAGGUUGCUUUGUUGGACUACGGUCAGACUAAGCGCCUCCCGGACUCUCUGCGUCUGAACCUGGCACGCUUGAUGCUAGCAAUGGCUGAUAAGGACAUGCCAAGAGUAGGCUCGCUGUUUCAAGCCUUGGGCAUUCGGACUACCAAGACGGUUUUCGAAGAUCCUAAGAGCUUCCACCGCAUGUCUUCCCUCAUGUUUGACACUGCUGUGUCUGAGGGGGUUACGACAUCAAACCCGUUCGCGAGCGAGUCAACCCUGAAAAGGAACGGAAUUGAGAAAUUCCCAGAGGAUCUGUUCUUUGUGGUGCGCACCAUGCAGCUGCUUAGAGGGUUGGCCAUGGGCAUGGGGUUGAACGAGUCUCUUGCGGAACAAUGGCGGCCAAUUGCACAACAAGCGCUCAAGGAAGCCGGUAGAACUUAA